Pristis pectinata (smalltooth sawfish) is the source of this 3450-nucleotide messenger RNA. RefSeq names its product mitogen-activated protein kinase kinase kinase 8 (gene map3k8). Gene Ontology annotation, molecular function: ATP binding; protein kinase activity. The record is from RefSeq and is a predicted model, not a curated record. The transcript is spliced from 8 exons. Bases 56 to 1750 code for a protein of 564 amino acids. Lineage: Eukaryota; Metazoa; Chordata; Chondrichthyes; Rhinopristiformes; Pristidae. Gene Ontology annotation, biological process: protein phosphorylation.
ACACCUUCCAAGAUCUUGCCAUGAGCCUGUGUUGCUGGAGGGUUGUGUUGUGCACAUGAAGGCUGACAUCAGCAGAAGGUCUGGGGCAACCCCUGGCCGGCUCUAUACUCCGCCCCCGCGAGCUCCACGUCCUGAAACUUGCGAGGCAGCAACGCCCCGUUUUGUCGAUGUGCCCGGGGAUCCCAGCGCGUCACUCAAUCUGACUCGCCAGCGAGCAGACACAGGAUGGUUCCAGGCGUCGGGAGCAGCGGCAGGGCGAGUCCUGUGUUACCGAGCAGCCUGCUGUGCUGAUGGUAACUGCCACCCACGGAUAUUCAGCACAGACGGCCGGGAGCGAAGGAAGGCGAUGGAUUCCAUGUUGAGCGAGAGCAUCGAGAACGCGAGCUUGGAACUGCUGCUGGAACGGAUGGACGACAUGAUGGAUGCCCUGGAGGUGCUUUACCCGCUGGAGGAGGGCACGGCGCUGUACCAGCAGAAUCUCCUGGGGCUGACCCAGGGCUCCGAUGAACUGGAGCGGGGGGUUCGAGAGCAGGGAGGCGGAAACAGCCUGCAACCGAACUUGCUCGCCACUGUCCGAUAUGGAACGGUAGAGGAUUUACUCAACUUCGCAAAUCAGGUGUCAAGCACUUCCCACAGCCUCAAACGGGAGAGAAACUACGAGGCAGGAGUCAUGUUGAAUAAGACGGAUAUAACUAUCAACAAUGGACGUUAUCGGGUGGACACUGAUGUUUCCUUGUUUCCAUGGAAAUUUGCCCAUAGAAAUAUCGGCCCUGGCUACAUUCCUCGAGGUACCUUUGGAAAAUGCCACCUUGCACAGGACCAGAAGACAAAAAAGCGGAUGGCAUGCAAAUUGAUACCAGUGGAAUAUUUUAAGCCUGCUGACAUUAAAAUCCAAGCACGGUUCUGCCACGAGAACAUUGCAGAAUUGUAUGGCGCCUUACUCUGGAAUGAGACCAUACACCUUUUCAUGGAGGCAGGAGAGGGAGGCUCCGUAUUGGAAAAACUGGAAAGCUGUGGGCCGAUGAAGGAAUUUGAAAUUGUCUGGUUGACCAAACAUGUUCUCAAAGCACUUGACUUUCUGCAUUCCAAAAAGGUCAUACAUCAUGACAUUAAACCCAGCAACAUAGUUCUCAUGUCAACCAAGGCAGUGCUGGUGGAUUUUGGACUCAGUGUCCAGAUGACUGAAGAAAUCUACAUUCCCAGAGAUAUUCGAGGGACAGAGUUUUAUAUGAGUCCAGAAGUUAUUACCUGCAGAGGACAUUCAACAAAAUCAGACAUCUACAGUCUUGGUUCUACCAUCAUCCACAUGCAGACUGGGAAUCCACCCUGGGUGAAGAGAUAUCCUAGGUCAGCCUACCCAUCUUAUCUGUACAUUAUCCACAAACAGGCUCCACCAUUAGAAGACAUUGCAGAGGAUUGCAGCUCGGCCUUGAGGCAAUUCAUUAAAGCCACAUUAGAGAGAAAUCCAAAGGAACGCUGGUCUGCAGGGGAGCUGCUGAAGCAUGAAGCACUGAGUCCACCACCGGAAGAUCAGCCACGCUGCCAGAGCCUCGACUCGGCUCUCUUUGAGUUAAAUCGUACCUUCAGGAGAAAAGAGCUGGAAUUGCCUGAGCAAAUUUGUGAUAAUUCCAUAUGCAGCACAGAAGAAUCAACCGUGGGAAAACGAAACCGCUCUCUUUAUAUUGACUUUGGUGCCUUGGCUGGAUAUUUCAACAUAAUCAGGGGCCCUCCGGGUUCAGAAUAUGGUUGAUUUUUUUCUUUUAAAGCUCCAAGAUGCUCCUUAGCCUGUCAGGCUUAGAAAAUGUUGUAAACAGCUAGAGGAAUUAGCAACCAGCUGUAGUUGUGUAGAUUCAGAGGUGUAAGUUGGAGGGUGGACAGGGUGGGUGGGGAGGUUGUGACGGUGUGUGGGGUCACAUUUUUUUUCAUCAUUCUUACAGCAGCAUUAAGAAAAAAAGUUUUUAAACAAAAAUAUUUUAUCACAAAUGUAUUUUAUCCAGUUAACAUCCAUUGUGCUGUGUUCUUAGUGUGAAUGGUAUCGCAAGAGUGCAGCAUGAGGAAGACAAAUUUUCCUCAAUUUUCCGCAACAACUCAGUUUUCCUCUGUUGCAGCUAGUGGUUUGAAUGAUGGAUCAAUGCUCCUGCUCACUCUCUUUGUUUUCAGUGAUGAUCGCUGAUUAAUGUAUUUCACUAAUGAAAAGUUACUCAAAAUGAUGAGAGUAAGACUUGUCGAAAUACGUGUUCCUAUGGAAACAAGAGCAUGUAUAUAAUGAAUGCCAUGCAGCCAACUGAAUUGCACACAAAGUGUGUUGUGGGUUCCUAGUAACCCAGUAGCUCUGUAAAUGUUGUGAGCUGAUAGUUCUAGUAUACCCUAUGGGAAGGGUUAGCCUCUGCUUUGUUCUGCAACUAAUUAAGGAAUUGUGCAAGCACUCCAUGUGUUAACAAUAUGCUGUGUAUUAUUGUCAUAUUAUUUCAUCAGCUGCUAAAAUGAAAAUCAGUGAAACAGCAAGAUAGUUCUCCCUGUUACAUAUGUAACAUAUCAGUGUGUCGUAACUUCUAAUAUGUUAUUAUUGGUUUUCUUUAAUGAUGUUGUGUGCUGAAUAAUACAAGUUAAUUUAGUGCAAAGAAAAGCUCUGAGAAUGUGUGCAGCUGAACUAAGCCAACAUUAUGUACUGUACUGAUGCCUGUAAUGUUCAAAUCAAUGUGAGUCUACAGAUAAGUACACUGUUUAUGAUAUUUGCCCAGUUAUCUAAUGGCUUGGAUUAAUCAAGAGAUCAUGUGAGAUCAAAUUCUAUUAAAAAGGAGAUAAGGAACAGGUGUUAUUGAACUGUCUUGGAAAUUAUUGAGCUAUUGCAAAAACCAGCCAGUUCUUAAGAGAACAAAUGCCUAUAAAUCAAGUUUCACUCCCUUUUUGUGCACUUAGAGCACCCAAAGAGAAUAAUAAAAUUGGAUGAAAAUCCUUUAAAGGCAGGUCAAUGGCAGUUACACACAGAUUAUAAUGGGAUCCUGAAUAUAAAUCACUUCUGCACAUAAAAAUGUGUAAUAAUAGAUCCAACUUCUGGGCCAAUUAUCAUGACCCAGUUGAUGUUGAACAUGACUCCAGGCACAUUGAAGUGGUGACCAUGUUAAGCAAAUCACUCUAAUCAAGUGGUUUAAAAAAGCACCCCCACCACAUUCUCAGGCAAUAAAUGUUGGCCUCAGUAGAAAUUCCAACAUACUGAGAAUAAAUUCAAGAGCUGAAAGUACACACCUUUUAUAAACAUCCAUCAUAAUCUUUUUGCAUCAAAAUUGUUGGCCUAGGUCUGACUAAGUUUACUAUGUCUUACUGAAAAUGUAGAUUUGAAUCUUGCAGGCACCCAUAAUGUAUAAAUUGAUUCAGGUUGUGUUUGAGUUUUCUGGUUCUACAUCUUUGUAUCACUGCUUUACAGUCAAAUAAAAUAUGUCUAAGACUCCA